Elephantulus edwardii (Cape elephant shrew) is the source of this 522-nucleotide messenger RNA. RefSeq names its product chromosome unknown open reading frame, human C5orf47 (gene CUNH5orf47). The coding region runs from base 1 to 522 and encodes 173 amino acids. The transcript is spliced from 4 exons. Lineage: Eukaryota; Metazoa; Chordata; Mammalia; Macroscelidea; Macroscelididae. The record is from RefSeq and is a predicted model, not a curated record.
AUGGCGGCCCGAGGAGAGCAGCCGGGGAGCUCGGCCCGCUUCGUCUAUGUGACCCGCUUCGGUUCUCAUCAGUGUGGCAACGUCCUGCACUUGAGCGGGCCCCGGGCUCGGGGUCACGGGCAGUGCGCCCCGUUCAGGGGGCACUGUGGUCAGGAGGAGCCACCGGGAGCGGAAGUGGGGACCCGGGGCGGCGAAGAGCGGCUUCCGGCCCCCGAGAGGGCCCUUGGGGCCGGUCCUCAGGGGUCCGUGGCCUCAGUUUCCCCUCAGCGGAGAGCGUGGAGGGCUCAGAGUGGCUGCAGGCCGACGGCGCGUGCAGGUUCAAUUCUGAAGAAAGCAGCUGAAAAAUAUGACUUUCCAAUACCUUUGAAGGAAACUUCCAAAAUAAUGAAGAAGAAAAAAAAAGAGGUGUUAUGGAAGAGCGUAUACAAAGUAAUUUCUAGAAUGCUUCAAGAAAAUGAAAAAUACAGACUCAGGCUAAAUUCCCAGCAAUUAUCUAGUGAAAAUACAGAUUAUACAAGAUGA